CAACAGUGAAAGAUAAGGUCUGAUUUUCGCACAAAAUGAAAUACUUCCUUGGCGUCCUCGUUUUGUGGAUACUCUGCCAAAAUACUCUCGCAGAAAAAGAGGACAAUCCAGUAUUUAAAAACUUUGAAAGAAGACUAGAGAGAUUGGAAGAUCGAGUAUACGAGAACCUUGUAAUCAAGAUGCUCCAACAGGACGCACCUCCUGAAAGGGAAGAAAAGACGUUCAAGAUAAUCGGCUCGAAGUCUUACUAUAUUGAAACGGAUGAGGAAAAAAAGAAAACCUGGCCGGAGGCUGUGAAUUACUGUAAACAACUCGACGCCCAUUUGGCGAGUCCCCAAAACGAAACCGAAUUCCUAUUUCUUCAAUACAAUGAUGAUAUAUAUAAAGAACAUAGUCGCAGUUACUGGAUUGACAUCACUGAUCAUGUCAGUGAAGGGACGUAUCUUUCCCAGACUUCUGGCCUCCCAGCUCCUUAUUUGCAGUGGAAAUUCGGAGGAGCCAAUUCACUCGCUAGAGAAGAAGAUUGUGUGGAAAUGCUUGCUGGCUACGCGCACGACAUGAAUAACGCUAAUUGUAUGGACAAAAACUUUUAUAUUUGUGAAAAAAAUCCUGAAGAACCUUUCAUUACUAGGUUGUGGAAGUGGAUUACAGAAUAA
Drosophila kikkawai is the source of this 656-nucleotide messenger RNA. The record is from RefSeq and is a predicted model, not a curated record. Lineage: Eukaryota; Metazoa; Arthropoda; Insecta; Diptera; Drosophilidae.